AUGCUCUCACGGGAUGGGGGCAAGGAGCGAGGGCGCGGGGGUGGUUGGGCGGGUGGCGGUGAUGGGCGUGGUGGCGGUGAUGGCGAUGGCAGGACGCAACGAGGCUCACCAAGGGCAAUUGGACGUUGCGCCACUGACGAAACAACGGCUCCAUUCGUGGCUUCUUCCCCGUGGUUCACGCUGCUAUUAGCAGCCGAGGGUGACCAUCGACUUCUACUUAGCUGCAAGGGAGAGUGUGCUACCGUGGCUGCUGAAACUAUUAAGGAGCUGAAAACUACAGUGGAGAUGCUGGUGCAGCAGUUGAAGCAGGUCAACGCUCGUCUUGCAGCAGCUGAAAAGAGAAAUGUGCUCAGUGCUGAUGAGAAAAACGGUGCAAAGUUCAAGGGGAGCAUGGUUGAGGCGGCCGCUGCAAACAAGGAGAAGGAUGUUCCCAAGAGUGAUACUCGUGAUCAGCAGAAACACAAGGGCAUGGUGCAGCUCAAGGGUGCUGCUAAGAAGGAGAAAUCUUUGGUGCUAAAUGUGGGAGGUUAUGCAGCUGAUGAGGCUAAGGAGAUUGGUGAACCCAAGGUGAAGCCGGGCUUGAAGGAAGCCGAGAUUGCGGGGGAGCAGAUGAGUGCAUUCCCUAAAACUGGAGUUGGGAUAAGCUAUGCGGCGGCGCUGGUGAAAGGCAAACGCAAAGAGUUAGUUCAGGAGGGAAAGCAGUGA
This is a messenger RNA of Closterium sp. Naga37s-1, 705 nucleotides long. NCBI's taxonomy places the organism in Eukaryota, Viridiplantae, Streptophyta, Zygnematophyceae, Desmidiales, Closteriaceae. The record is from the annotation of a GenBank genome assembly.